Molecule: messenger RNA, 2256 nt
Organism: Zonotrichia leucophrys gambelii
Lineage: Eukaryota; Metazoa; Chordata; Aves; Passeriformes; Passerellidae
Product: beta-microseminoprotein-like
Exons: 4
Coding region: 131-466 (111 amino acids)
Source: RefSeq, a predicted model, not a curated record
UUUUUCCCCUCCACCUAGACUUGAAUUGCACAACAUAAAGGCAGCAUAAAAUAUUUGCUCUCUGAUUCCACAUAAAGAACUUCAGCUUUCUCAGGAAACCUAGAGCUCUUUGGAAGCCAAGCAUUCCACAAUGAAGAGCUUUUUGGCUUUCCUUGUUGCAAUGGGCAUCCUAGUGACCUUGGGUGAUGCAUACUGCUGGAGGAAAACUCGUAGGCCAGGGGAGGCCAAAGAUGGCUGUAUACUGAAUGGAAAACUGUAUCCCUUUGGACACAUUGAGAGGACAGAAGAUUGCUACCGAUGCGACUGUGAUGAAGGUGGAAUGCAAUGCUGUUCCCUCUUCCACACUCCUGUUGCUUAUGACAACAAGAAUUGUAAAGUUGUCUUCAACAAGAAGCGCUGUGACUAUGAUGUGGUGCAGAAGAACGACCCCUCUAAGAUGUGUUCUGUCUAUUCUCGUGUGGGCUAACCCCUGCUCCAAACCUCUCUGCCUUGCGGAAUUCCUCUGCUUCCUACAGGUGCUCUGCCAUCACAGAGAAGCACGAUGACAUCAGAAAAUCUCAUAAGAGAGCACUUCAGUAGCUGCCUCCUAAGUGUUGUAAUUAAGCUUAUCAGAUGCAUAAUCAGAUAGAGUACCUCAUUUCUGUCAUGAUUGCAUUUAUUGGCUACAAUAAACUGAGAUGAAACAUUCAUAAAUUAUUCAUAUUGAUGUUUAGUUUUUUGCAGUGACAUGGGGAAAAGCCACCUUUGUGGACAAAGAAAUGCAUUUGGCUCUCUACUCUGGCAUGCUGUGUACCGUUACCCUGGCACAAGCCACUGUCAUGGUUUUCAGGUUCUCUUUUAGCCAGGUGUCAAAAUCCAUUAUCAUUUGGAAGUGAUGCACUAUUUGGGACAUGCUCUACCAUGGCUCCUAUUCAGCGUGCACAGACUCUUGGUAAGACCUCGGCUGCUAACGCCUCAGAAAAGUCCGUGAGCAUGAGAGACCAUCAUCCUCCUUCUCCCAUUUUUCCUUGUUUUCAUCAACGUCAUCCCCCAUCACUGGCAGUGGCUGUUCAUGUUUUCAGGUUCUCUGAGAGAUUUAUUUUUAGUGUGAGGCACUGAGAAGUGCAGACCUCAAGAUUAAUGCAGCUCGUGGUAGCCUGGAAUUGUGCCACUUGACAUUGAAGUAUUUCAGAAUUCCAAAUAGUUUUCCUAGCCAAGCCUCACAAAUAAGGAGAGAAAAUAUUUCUUCUUAAAUCUAUGAAAAUGAGUUUAUUACCUUAUAACAUAUUUUGAUGGAGAAGAAGGAGAAUUCUUGCAAUGGGAUCCAGCUUCAGCUGAGGUCUCAGUGUUCAGAGGGUUUGAUCCUGGUAGAGGCCAAGCACCUUUGUUAUCUUUCAGUGCACACCCCAGCACUCACAGUGGGAAUGCAAAGAUCUGGCAGAAGCUCCAUUUGCUAUUAACACCAAAUGCACCACUCAGCAUGUUCCAGCCCUCUGAUUGCAGGCAGGAUUUGGCAUGCAUUUCUGCCCCACCUAAAAAUCACCGGGCUGGAUAAUGCUGUCUACAGCUUAGCUAUCAAUAUUUGUUUCCCAUCAAAAAAGUAUUAUUUCCUAAUCAUAACUCUUCGGAGGAAUUCCAAGUCAUGGAGUGAGCUAUUUACCCAGGUCGGUGCUCUACAAAACGAAGCAUUUUCUCAUUGCCAGCCGGAAAAUUUUCAGAGAUUUCUUUGGAUGUUACAAAAUAUCUGCAUAUGCAUGGAGCAGGCUUUUUCCCCUCCACCUAGAAUUGAAUUGCACAACAUAAAGGCAGCAUAAAGUAUUUGCUCUCUGAUUCCACAUAAAGAACUUCAGCUUUCUCAGGAAACCUAGAGCUCUUUGGAAGCCAAGCAUUCCACAAUGGUAAGUCAAAGGUUUAGAUUGGUUUGAGUGUUUUUGUAAUGGGGAUACAGACAGGUAUUUGCUUUGAAACUGCAAAAGGAGAGCAUUUAAGAGAACCAUCUAGUUACACAUUUUAAAUGUGGCUAUAUUGUAUUUCAAACCUGAAAGAUGCAAAGACAGGAAGACACCUCUUGGAAGAUUACUGUGAAUUUUGCUCUUUGCAUUGGAAUUCUUUGCAAAAAGCUGUACAGUCUUUCUUUGCUGCUUUUCUUUCCUCAGUAAUGUUUGUGAAACCAUUCAGAGUUUUUGAAACAUUCAGGACCAUUCUUUUAAAACUUAUAAAUGUGAAGCACAGUCUAAAAUAUUGUUGUUUUGCAAAGAAAAAAAAUAUGUAUAUAUU